This is a messenger RNA of Ostertagia ostertagi, 456 nucleotides long. The record is from the annotation of a GenBank genome assembly. Lineage: Eukaryota; Metazoa; Nematoda; Chromadorea; Rhabditida; Trichostrongylidae.
AUGCGAAUCUUCCUCCUCUUCAUACUUGUCGCUCUGCAACACUUUGUCGACAGUCGCGGAGGUCGAAGAGGAGGGAAGGGCAAAGGGAAAAGCAAUCUGCAAUUUGCACAAGUAGCCGAAUUCUCAUUAAUUCAAACACAACUCGCCGACAAUCGGAGUGCUCAUAUCGUCACUGGCUCUCACUUCAGUCAAACAUUUCGCCUCGGAUAUAAACUGAUUAUCAUUUGCAAAGCGAAAGGGGAUCCACGACCGACCAUUAAAUGGUACAAGGAGGGCGCUGAGCUUCAUCCGAAACAUAACACUCAUUACUAUGAGAAACCCCUUGGUGAGGAUAUGCUCUGGAGCAAAUUGGAAAUAGAUCCGGCAACAAUGGGUGACCAAGGAGUGUACGCAUGUGUCGCAAACAACCAGCACGGAGUGAUGGCAAAGAACUUCAAAGCGGAAUAUACAUACUGA